GCCCUUUAUAGGUGCUGCUGCUCCGCGAGAAGAUCGCUUCAUCUCCAAAUGCUGCUCAACGUAAACUGGACUUAACAUAACAUCCAGUCGUGUCUAUAUCGUCUACUUCUGUGUGCAUUGCGUGCCAUCGCGACGUAGCUCUACAUACCCACAAAAGUUACAGAUUCUCAUAAAUAAACUCCGCAAUGGCUUCUGCAUCACAGUCGCCACCAAAAGUUCUCCUUUUCGACAUUGGAGGUGUUUGUGUUGUCUCCCCCUUUCAAUCGAUUCUCGACUAUGAACUUAGCCAGGGCAUCCCACCUGGAUGGGUGAACUAUUCCAUCUCCAAAUCUGCCCCCAAUGGAUUUUGGCACAAACUCGAAAGGGGUCUGAUCCCCAUGGACGCAGGCUUUUUCGCCGGCUUUAACAAGGACCUGCGGGACCCCGAACGCUGGACGGCCUUCUACCGAUCCCAGCAGGCCAAGGAUACCAGCCUACCGCGGGAGAUACCACCGGUUCCGGAAGUGGACGGCGAGUGGCUGUUCAACGACAUGAUGACCGUGUCGCAACAGACCGACCCGUGGAUGCUCCCCGCCCUUGAGAGGCUGAGGCAAAGCGGCAAGUAUAUCAUGGCGGCGCUGAGCAACACAGUCAUCUUCCCGGCCGGCCACGCCCUGGCCGACCCGGACGAGAACGGCGUGUCCCGCCACCCAGUCCGCAACAUGUUUGACGUCUUUGUCUCCUCCGCGCACGUUGGCCUGCGCAAGCCCGACCGUGCGGCGUUUCAGUACGCCCUUGACGAGGUGGAUCGGUUCGCCAGGGAGAAUGCGAGCAGGCGCGAUGCCGACGGUGCGCUAGGGUGGUCGCGAGGCGUGCAGCCUGCAGACGUACUCUUCAUCGACGAUAUCGGUGAGAACCUCAAGGCGGGCAAGGCCUUUGGCUAUCGCACCCUCAAGGUCAACCUCGGCCGCGCCUUUGAGGCCGUGGAUGAGCUGGAGAAGAUCACGGGGCUGGCUUUGGCGGGGAGCCACCCUAGGAUUCCGGUCAAGCCCAAGUAUACUAAAGUCAAAGCUAGAAUAUGACAUGAACAAACUGCUCAAGGAAAGGCCUAGGGUCUUGGGUUAUCACUUACAUACUUUUCCUCUGCAUAGUUUAUCAUGGACACUCUCCUGGGGCACUGGCAAUAUGUGGCACCAUUUAACUUUUCCUAUUGCUGCACAAGUCCACGCCAACAUGCCAGCUCAUACAUGGCUUUUAAUCGGGUGACUUUUAUGUGCCAAUAACUUCACUUCUCCCUUUAUAAACCACAGGCAGGCAGGCAGCCAUCUUGUUCUCACACAUUAUACGACAACUCAAAUCAUUCAUCAAACCAAGCUACCGCUUGCACUUGGUGCAAAAAAAGGUAUUUGGUGGUGACAGUUUCCUUUAACCAUUUGUAGUCUAUCCUAAGUAUCUAACAUUUAAGUCUGGCAGUUAGCAAUAAGUAGCCCCCUGUGUCAAAACAUCCGUCAUGCAAGACCAUUUGCCACAAAACCAAAAGACAAACUUUCCUGGUUCCUAGUUACGUAUAAAAAGGCCCUGACCACCCUCACCUUUUUUUCACCUCGAUUUCUG
This is a messenger RNA of Pyricularia oryzae 70-15, 1593 nucleotides long. RefSeq lists its product as uncharacterized. Bases 186 to 1061 code for a protein of 291 amino acids. Lineage: Eukaryota; Fungi; Ascomycota; Sordariomycetes; Magnaporthales; Pyriculariaceae. The record is from RefSeq and is a predicted model, not a curated record. The transcript is spliced from 2 exons.